Messenger RNA from Arctia plantaginis, 1050 nucleotides. NCBI's taxonomy places the organism in Eukaryota, Metazoa, Arthropoda, Insecta, Lepidoptera, Erebidae. The record is from the annotation of a GenBank genome assembly.
AUGUUUUAUCGUAAGUUAUCAGCUUCAUAUUUAUUUGCCAAACAACUGACGGCAUGUGUGAGUGCAAAAUAUUCCCCACUGCGAAAAAUUAACGUGUCUGUUAUUGGCGCUGCUAAUCAAGUAGGAUCAAAUUUGGCAUUUCUUCUUAAGCAAAACAGUCAAAUAACGAAACUAGAUUUACACGAUGAUGAUGCGAAAGUUUAUGGAAUUGGAUUAGAACUCAAUGACUUACCUGGGGGGCCGCAAAUAAAUGUAUGGAGUGGAGACAAUACAUUAGAUAACGCUGUUCGUGACUCGCACCUGGUUAUGAUGGUUUACAGGGUGCCUCGUAGACCAGGUAAUACUAGAGAGCAAAUGAUCGCUGCCAAUGCACCAGCUGUGAAGAAACUGUGCCGUUCUAUUGCAUUUCAAAACCCCGGAGCAUUCUUGGCCAUCGCUACUAAUCCACUAAAUGCUAUUGUGCCCUUUGCAAGCGCUCUUCUGUACAAAUAUAACGCUUAUAAUCCUUUUAAAAUAUUGGGCAUAACUCAUUUAGAUUCGGUUAGAGCACGAACAACUACUGCAAAGGCUCUUGGUAUCAAUCCGCUGGAUGUAUCUUUGCCUGUUAUAGGAGGGCACUCAGACCAGACAAUUAUACCCCUAUUUUCCAAUAUGGUGCCCAAUACAAAUGCUAUAGAUCCUUAUCAAGCAGAGACUUUGACACGUAUUAUAAGGAAAGCUGGGACAGAAAUCGUAUUCCAAAAAUAUGGCAAAGAAAGUGCCACUUUAAGCAUGGCGGCGGCACUUAACGAUUUUAUUAAUCAAAUGAAAAUCGCACUUUCAGGAGAUGAAGUCGUCGUUAAUGCUUAUACUGCAAAUCCAAACUUUGGAACAAGGUUUUUUUCAGGUCCCACCAAAGUUGGUCCCUGUGGAAUUGUACAAACGUGUCAUAGUUUUCAACUCAGUGAUUACGAAUCGUUCCUGCUUAAUUCAGCUAUACCACUGUUAAAUCGUGACGUGAGCAUGGGAGAGGAUUAUGUAAGAUAUAUAGAUUUUGCAAGAAAAAGCUGA